Molecule: messenger RNA, 2688 nt
Organism: Postia placenta MAD-698-R-SB12
Lineage: Eukaryota; Fungi; Basidiomycota; Agaricomycetes; Polyporales; Adustoporiaceae
Exons: 7
Coding region: 1-2688 (895 amino acids)
Biological process (GO): DNA-templated transcription; regulation of DNA-templated transcription
Molecular function (GO): zinc ion binding; DNA-binding transcription factor activity, RNA polymerase II-specific; DNA binding
Source: RefSeq, a predicted model, not a curated record
AUGCCCCCUUCUUCCGCAGCAGACGAUCAGACUGCAGAGGUCAAGCCCUCGACGUCGACCACCCCGACCUCGCCGAUCGCCGCAGGCGCGACCCUGUCCGCGAGCAGCAGCUCGUCCAUUCUGAAGGAGCGUCGGUUCAAGCUGAGCAGGCGAGUCGAGGGUUCUUCCCGCCGGAGAAUCAAGUGUGACGAGGGGCACCCGUGCCAGUCAUGCCUGACGUCCAAUUCGCCAUGCACGUUUGAGGAGCCGGGGAAGCGCACGCAUCCUCACAAGUCCAAGCGCGCUGCGACGCUGGAAGAUCGCAUGCACCAUCUGGAGACACUCAUCCAGGCCAUUCCGCCCGCUGUGUUCGCGGCAGGAGGCACAGGCGCAGCGAUACCGCACUCGCCAAUCGACCCGUCGACGAAUCCGCACGCGUCAUUUGCGUCGUCAACACACAUCUUCCCCACCGCGAUGCCGCCGCCAUCACUUAACUCGUACCCGCUGAUGAACCCGUCGACAUUCUUCGCGCCGGUGAAGACGGCGCGCAACGUGAGUCCGCACACGGGCUUCGGGUCUGGGCAGAACGGGAUGUCGGGAUCUGGCGACGGGCUUGGGGACGACUCGUCGCGCGUGUCGCUGUCGUCGAACUACCUCUACUUCGACGACGAGGGCUACACGCGCUGGCAGGGCGAAACGUCCGGCCUGCCCUUGCUUGACCUUCUCGUAGAGCGGCAUACAAUGACAGCCAAGCCCGAACCGGACCGCAUGCCGCAGGCGCAGUCGUAUGCAAGCCAGAACGGGCAUGCUGCAAGCGACUGGUUCCCGGACCGCACGCCGAAGAGGACCGAUCAUAAUCCAGAGGCGAUCUGGAAGUUGAUCACGUCGUUCAUUGCCCCGGAGCUGAUGGACAGUCUGGUGCAAUGUUUCCUGUCCACGACAUAUUACUUGCUACCUUUUUUGCACGUCCCAACGUUCCUUUCGGAUUAUGGGAAUCCACGAAAAUGGGGCGAGCCUGGGUUCGCUGCGUUCAUUGUCGCCAUUUGCUGUUUAUCAUCACGGCAUAUUGACGACCCUCGCGUGAGAGCCGACCCCAACGACGGCAACACUGCUGGUACACAGUGGUUCGAGCUGUUUGCUCGGUUGCGAACCCUACCAAGUGCAGAUAGACCCACGAUAUACACCGUACAGGCUGUCUUGAUCGCUGGCGUCUACGCCGUAGGUUUGGGCAAGCUCUCCAAGGCGUUUGCUCUUCUAUCAGAAGCUGUGACGCUCUCCAUCGACACCGGCCUGCACCGUUCUGUCGAUGACUAUGACGUCUUCGAUGCCAUCGAGGAUGAGGUGCGCAAGCGCACAUUCUGGUGUGUCUAUCUGUGGGACAAGCAGGCUGCUUCCUACUUCGGCCGUCCGCCCAUGAUCCGCCUGCGCGACUGCGAUGUAACGGAGCCGGCCAUCGUUGACGAUGAGUUUAUCACCCGGGACGGUGUCGGCGUCCAGUCCGCUGAGACGGAGAGUCGCAUGAGCGCCUUCGUCUGCUGCGUGCGCAUCUUUGUGGUCCUCGAGUCCAUCGUCGACAUCCCGCCGCCCCGGCACUUCGGCGAAGGGUGCUCGCCUUUCUUCGCCCGAGCGGCCGCUGUCUUAGGCGGCUUCAAGCGUGCAAAAGAGCUCGGGGAAGAGGAGGCCCUUCUCGACGAGAUCGUGCGCUCGAUACCGGCGCACUGGGCGCACACUGUGGAGACCAUGACGAGCGACGACGUGCUCAGGGUCACACAGGCAAACCGGUUAUACUGUGCAGAGCAGUACGUGCGGAUGCUCAUCCAUCGGCACCGGUUCUCCGAAAUGGUCGCCGAGCGCACUCAGGGGCCGCUCAGUGGCGGGGAACAGAGCGAUGCGGAGUGCGAGGCGAUGCAGACCGCUCAUAAAUGUGCCCUGCAUAUUAUAUCGUCACAUUUACACAUUGCCUCCAAGGGGUUGAUGACGUAUUACGGUGUACAUGUGAUCCAUCAGCUCACGGCUGCAGGGCGUACUCUCGUUGCAGUCCUGCUCUGUUGUCACCCUGAACGCAUGCAGCCCCUGAUCGGCCCAGGCUUAGAAGCUCUGCGUUCUUGCGUUGGACUUCUGAAGCGAUUCAGUGGACGAUACGUGUGCGGCCAGCGCUCAGGUGAUCUUAUGGAAGAGUUCUGUAGACUCACUCAAAUCCCCCUGGAUUCCAACCGUGGUGAUGGUUCAGGAUCCUCCGGAACUCCCGGUCCUAGUCAUCGACCGCCAUGGGUCCGCCCUGCCCGCAAAAAGACGCCUUCGAAUGCCCGCUCUCCGGCCAAUUCAGCUGAUUCACCGUCCCAUGCCGGGAGUCCGGAGGAGUUCCCGGCACCAGACCCUUUCCUAGAUUUGAGGGGCACGAGUCAAGAACCUGCACCCUUCUCGCCUUCCUCCAAUCCAUCUACACAGGGUGUUGCACACGCCCUUUCGCAGGCAGCCUUCGGCGGCUCGUUAGCGACGUUCAUGGACAGUUCGAACGCCAUGGACAUUAUGCCAUCCGAGAACGCCAUUUCUCCGGAUCUGUUGGCGCUGUUUAAUGACGGCUCCGUGGACAUGGCAUCGUUGUUGAUGUCACCUCAUCUCGGUGGGUCGUCAGACACACCCGGCGGCUUCUACGGACUAACUCCCACGCCGAGUGGGAGUGGCCCAGUGAGUAUGGUGUCUCCAUAA